Messenger RNA from Macadamia integrifolia, 477 nucleotides. Its product is annotated as LOB domain-containing protein 24-like. The transcript is spliced from 2 exons. Bases 1 to 477 code for a protein of 158 amino acids. The record is from RefSeq and is a predicted model, not a curated record. Lineage: Eukaryota; Viridiplantae; Streptophyta; Magnoliopsida; Proteales; Proteaceae.
AUGUCUCAUUCCACCCGUUGUGCAGCUUGCAAAUCUCUAAGAAGGAGAUGCCCUCAAGAUUGCAUUUUAGCCCCUUAUUUCCCUUCAAAUGAUCCUCUAAGAUUUGCUUCUGUUCAUAAAAUCUUUGGUGCCAGCAAUAUUACUAAGAUUUUACAGCAAAUACCGGUCCAUCAACGCGCAGAAGCAGCAGAUUGCAUGUCAUUUGAAGCAACUUCAAGGAUUCAAGACCCAGUUUAUGGAUGUGUUGGGAUUAUAUCUCAAUUACAGCAACAGAUACUUAACACUCAAUGUGAACUUGCAUUGACACAAGCUCAACUUGCCUUCUACAAUGCACAACAAGAAGCCCAACAAGAGAAACCAAUGGCUCAAAACCAAGUCCAGUAUGAUGGACCAUCAUGGUUCGGUUCGAACCAGCAAGAUUCCUUUUAUUUGGACCAACCCUUAUUAGACAAUCAUCAACCACCAGGAUUUCUCUAG